Nematostella vectensis (starlet sea anemone) is the source of this 1871-nucleotide messenger RNA. RefSeq lists its product as uncharacterized. The transcript is spliced from 2 exons. NCBI's taxonomy places the organism in Eukaryota, Metazoa, Cnidaria, Anthozoa, Actiniaria, Edwardsiidae. The coding region runs from base 39 to 962 and encodes 307 amino acids. The record is from RefSeq and is a predicted model, not a curated record.
UUCCCUACGAUUUCUACGAGAGAUUUGACCUGGAAACCAUGAACGAAGACGAGUGCAUUGCCGAGUUUAGAAUGCGAAAACAAGACAUACCGAUAGUAGUUGACGCUCUACAACUACCAGCCACUAUUCAGUGUUCACAAAGAACAAUCUGCGAUGCAGAUGAAGCUCUGUGUAUGCUCCUAAGGCGUUUUUGCUAUCCUUGUCGAUAUUCUGAUCUGAUCGGCCGGUUUGGUAGACCUGUGCCAGAGCUGUGCAUGAUAACAAACACCUUGAUGGACUAUAUAUUUGACAAUCAUUGCCAUCGAAUUUCGCAAUGGAAUUAUGAUAUACUCAAUCCACCGAUGUUACAAGAAUAUGCUGAUGCAAUUUUUGCCAAGGGAGCCCCAUUAAGCAACUGUUUUGGCUUUGUAGACGGAACGGUGCGACCAAUAUCGCGUCCAGGCCAAAACCAAAGAAUUGUAUAUAAUGGUCAUAAAAGAGUGCACUCUUUAAAGUUUCAGUCAGUGGCGCUGCCUAACGGCCUUAUCGGACACAUGUAUGGCCCAGUCGAGGGCAAAAGACAUGAUGCAUUUAUGCUGAUGGAAUCCAAUAUUUUGCAUGAAGUAGAAAACAAUGCAUUCUCCCCUACUGGUCAGGCGAUGUGUAUGUAUGGGGACCCUGCGUACCCAUUGAGGGUACACCUUCAAACCCCUUUCCGUAAUGGAGUUUUGACCCCCAUGAUGGAAGAGUACAACUCAAGAAUGAGCUCAGUACGGUCGUCAGUAGAAUGGUUGUUUGGAGAAAUCAUCAACGACUUCAAAUUCUUGGACUUUAAAAAGAACCUGAAACUUAACCUUAGUUGUGUUGGAAAAAUGUACCUUGUUUGUGCAUUACUUGAGAAUGUAAUAACCUGCUUGUAUGGAAACACUACUUCAGAGUUCUUUGGUCUUGACCCUCCCUCAAUAUACUACUACUUAAAUUAAAACACCUCAGUGGGAGAUUACAGCUAAGUUUUUUGGCAGCAACAAAAAUACCUAUUACAUCAAGGUGCACUUUGCUGGAUAGACAAUAACUGUCCAAUUAUUUAUAGCCAGAUCCUUUUGUUCUUCAGCAGCAAAAUAAAUUAAUAUUGAUACUUUAACUGUAAUCACCAACAGCCUAGAACCCAUCUGACUACACCCAUAUGCUAUGAUUAGAAUAUUGGCCAUCUUUGGACAGUAGUUUGGGCUAGCUAAAUGUAGUCUUGUUUGAAAAUAGAUAGGUGCAGGCCAGGGGUGCACCAGGGGUGUUUGAAAAGCCUUUGAAGCUGAAUUGUUUUAAAGCUGGCUAUGCUAUUCUAUGCAUCUUGAAUUUACAAAACAAUGUAUGAGGUAAUACCCUCUCGUGCAGUGCAGAUCCUUUCAAACCAAAAAUAUCUCUCAAAAUGUAAUAGCCUUUUCCAUUUAAAAAAAUAUUAAAUAAAAAAGAAUCAUGGAGUUUUGAGGGAUAAUUAUAAAAAGUUUGUAUCAAAAAAUGCUUUUGUUUAUUUUCACCAUAAUACAUACAUUCAUACUGAUUCAAUCCGAUAAACUGAUAAUCCUAUAAAUAAUUUGAUCAUCCUAAUAAUUUGUUUUCCUGAUUGAAUCAGUAUUUCAGUGAAUAGCCUAGGUGUUACGAAUCAAACAAUAGUCAUACAAAUAUAAAACAACAGCUUUUAUAUCUUAUUGUCAAUCUGAAAUUGGCUCUUUGACAUAGUAACUAACUGGCAUGGACCUGGGCUCAGUCAUGCAUUGAGUCCAUGCAUUUCAAAUAACCCAACAUGGAUUCCUUUUUUUUAGUACACAGUAACAAUAUAAACGAUAAAAGUAAGAGAAAUGUUAACAGUCAUGCAGUAUUAAAGGACUGUAAAACGA